AUGAAAUGCCAGUCUAUAGACAGGGAAUUAGUGAGCAGGACAAGCUGCCAAUCAAAGAGGGAUACCUUCGCAGUCCAACAGGCCCAAAGAAAUGAACCUAGGACCGCAGAACUGAAGGUUAAAAAGAAGAAAUCGAAAGGUUGGGCUCACAGGAAGCAGAUUUCAUCAAACCAACCAUCUAUGCUGAUUGUCUAG
Prunus armeniaca (apricot) is the source of this 195-nucleotide messenger RNA. NCBI's taxonomy places the organism in Eukaryota, Viridiplantae, Streptophyta, Magnoliopsida, Rosales, Rosaceae. The record is from the annotation of a GenBank genome assembly.